Molecule: messenger RNA, 3005 nt
Organism: Hyla sarda
Lineage: Eukaryota; Metazoa; Chordata; Amphibia; Anura; Hylidae
Exons: 3
Coding region: 1069-2049 (326 amino acids)
Source: RefSeq, a predicted model, not a curated record
CUCCAGCGUUCAAAACUGUUUGUUCCAAACGCUGAGCAGUGGAGUACCCCUUUAAGGAUCACCCUGCACGCAAGGAGACCGAAGUGGACCCUACUUGGCCAAAUAAUUGACCUGUUCUGAGAGAUAACAGAAGGAGCCAACAAAGAUCAAAAGUGCUGUUUUUUUAACUCUAUUAAAAGCAGUCAGAAGUGAGGACGGUUAUCCAACAGCCAAAGCCUGGCUGAUACUGGGUCAUGGAACAGAACAAUGAUCCCGAACACAACCGUAAAUCUACAACAGAAUGGCUGAAAAAAAGAAAAGAAGAUUUAGUCCUCAACCCAACACAAAGUCUAUGGUGGGACCAUAUGAGAGCCAUGUAUAAACCAAUGGCCACAGACCUCACUGACCUGACACCACCCUGUACGGAAGAGUGCGCCAAAAUCCUCCAGAACCAUACAAGAGGCAUGUAUAAACCAAUGGCCACAGACGUUACUGACCUGACUGUACGGAAGAGUGUGCCAGAAUCCUUCAGAACCAUACAAGAGGCAUGUAUAAACCAAUGGCCACAGACCUCACUGACCUGACACCACCCUGUACGGAAGAGCGCGCCAAAAUUCUCCAGAACCAUACAAGAGGCAUGUAUAAACCAAUGGCCACAGACCUCACCGACCUGAUACCACCCUGUACGGAAGAGUGCGCCAAAAUCCUCCAGAACCAUACAAGAGGCAUGUAUAAACCAAUGGCCACAGACCUCACUGACCUGAUACCACACUGUACGGAAGAGUGCUCCAGAAUCCUCCAGAACCAUACAAGAGCCGUGUAUAAACCAAUGGCUACAGACCUCACUGACCUGACACCACACUGUAUAGGGGAAUGCGCCAGAAUCCAACAGAACCAUACGAGAGCCAUGUAUAAACCAAUGGCUACAGACCUCACUGACCUGACACUACACUGUACAGAAGAAUGCGCCAGAAUCCAACAGAACCAUACGAAAGCCAUGUAUAAACCAAUGACUACAGACCUCACUGACCUGAUAACACACUGUACAGAAGAGUGCUCCAGAACCUUACGAGAGCCGUGUAUAAACCAAUGGCCACAGACCUCACUGACCUGACACCACACUGUACAGAAGAGUGUGCCAAAAUCCUCCAGAACCAUACAAGAGGCAUUUAUAAACCAAUGGCCACAGACCUUACUGACCUGACACCACCCUGUACGGAAGAGUGUGCCAAAAUCCUCCAGAACCAUACAAGAGGCAUUUAUAAACCAAUGGCCACAGACCUCACUGACCUGACACCACCCUGUACAGAAGAGCGCGCCAGAAUCCUCCAGAACCAUAUGAGAGCAGUGUAUAAACCAAUGGCUACAGACCUCACUGACCUGACACCACCUUGUACAGAAGAGUGCGCCAGAAUCCUCCAGAACCAUACAAGAGGCAUUUAUAAACCAAUGGGCACAGACCUCACUGACCUGACAUCACACUGUACGGAAGAGUGCGCCAGAAUCCUCCAGAACCAUACAAGAGGAAUUUAUAAACAAAUGGCCACUGACCUGACACCACCCUGUACGGAAGAGUGCGCCAGAAUCCUCCAGAACCAUACAAGAGGCCUGUAUAAACCAAUGGCUACAGACCUCACUGACCUGAUACCACCCUGUACGGAAGAGUGCUCCAGAAUCCUCCAGAACCAUACAAGAGCCCUGUAUAAACCAAUGGCUACAGACCUCACUGACCUGAUACCACCCUGUACGGAAGAGUGCUCCAGAAUCCUCCAGAACCAUACAAGAGGCAUGUAUAAACCAAUGGCCACAGACCUCACACCACCCUGUACAGAAGAGUGUGCCAGAAUCCUUUGGAACCAUACAAGAGGCAUGUAUAAACCAAUGGCCACAGACCUCACUGACCUGACUGUACGGAAGAGUGCUCCAGAAUCCUCCAGAACCAUACAAGAGGCAUGUAUAAACCAAUGGCCACAGACCUCACACCACCCUGUACAGAAGAGUGUGCCAGAAUCCUUUGGAACCAUACAAGAGGCAUGUAUAAACCAAUGGCCACAGACCUCACUGACCUGACUGUACGGAAGAGUGUGCCAGAAUCCUCCAGAACCAUACAAGAGGCAUGUAUAAACCAAUGGCCACAGACCUCACUGACCUGACUGUACGGAAGAAUGUGCCAGAAUCCUCCAGAACCAUACAAGAGGCCUGUAUAAACCAAUGGCUACAGACCUCACUGAUCUGACACAACCCUGUACGGAAGAGUGCUCCAGAAUCCUCCAGAACCAUAUGAGAGCUGUGUAUAAACCAAUGGCUUCACUGACCUGACACCACACUGUACAGAAGAGCAGGUGUCAGAAAAAAAUAAAUUCUGUCAAAUAUCGUGAUAUUUCAUUAGACAAUACUAGAAUAGAUUCAAAUUAUGUUCAAAUCGAUCUUUUAUAAACUAUUUUUAAGUAACAUUUACUGUAUUUCACCGUCUUACUUUUGUAUAACAAACUCCUGACCACUAGUUGGCAGCAAACCGCGCAAGAGCCUGUUAUUUACCAGCUCUGUCCCACCCGCAGCAGAGGAACGAGCUCCCGUGAGAGUCGCCCUGUGUAUGGCCUCCCGCCUGUUUGCUCUGUAGUCUCGCGGUAGCUGCUGCAGAGUGAACACUGCUUCAUACAUGGCUGGUAAUGAGAAAGAUUCGGGAGGCUCCAGGGAUUUACAAAGCGGACAUUUGGACUCAUUUUGCCUUCUAUAAUAAACAAGGAAGUAAGGACUAUGACAAGAGCCACACUAUUCACACCAAAAAAAAAAAUCUUUGAGACAGAAUCUUUGAGACAGAAUCGUAUGGUGAUACAUAUAUCGCCAGAUUCUUGCCAAUUCCCAUCCCUACGGAAGAGUGCUCCAGAAUCACGAGAGCCGUGUAUAAACCAAUGGGCACAAACCUCACUGACCUGAUACCACACUGUACAGAAGAGUGCUCCAGAAUCCUCCAGAACACUGAGCACACACACCCCCCAUAUUCACCUAUAUGACUCCCAUCAUAC